Molecule: messenger RNA, 1623 nt
Organism: Pieris macdunnoughi
Lineage: Eukaryota; Metazoa; Arthropoda; Insecta; Lepidoptera; Pieridae
Source: the annotation of a GenBank genome assembly
AUGGCAAAUGCUGUAGAAGAUGCAGAGACACCCCAUAUCUCAUCUCUCAUACAACGAAAAAUGCAACAGAAGAUCAUGCAACUCGGAAAGCGACUGGUCUCCGACGAUUCAAAUCGCUCUUCGUUGAAUACGAUUUCCGUCCCAAAAACCAUAGGGGAUAGAUUAAAAUCUACGCCAGCCAAACAUGACUCACCGGUUGAUAGUCAAAAAAAUACUCUCCUAUUGUCUCAUGAUAUUCAAGAUAUGGUGAAUGAUAGAGAUGAUGAUGAUGAUGUCAUCAUCAUUGAUAAUGUGCCUGAAGUUAUUGUUAUACCAUCUGAUGACGCACCUAACAAUGAUCUCCCUUGUGUCAUUGCUAAUAUUAAAUCCGAACCACUUGAAAAUGAAUUACAAACAUCUAAAACAAAACAUACUGUUACACCACAAAAUCGUUUUAAAUGUAAGACGAUGGUAACCCAAUUACCUAAAGUCACAAAAGACGUAUUUAAAUGCCGAUCAGAUGGCAACAAAAUUAAUGAUGAUAAAGUAUUAAGUAUUGAAGAAAUUAAAAGGGAACCGGAAUUAAAAGGCAAUAGUGAAAUGAAUGUCUCCAUGGAAUCUACAUUUGGAAUUAUAAAUACACAAAGUAUGACGACAAAUAAUGUUAAUACAAUUAAUAAUAUAAAAAAGUUGAUACCUAAAACUAAACAGACUCUGCUAACCGACGUUUCACGAAAUUUGGAAUCAGAUGUGAAAAUCGAGGUUAUAAAAAGUGAGGAAGAGAAACUAAUGAGAGAAGACCUAAGUGAUAUACAAUUGAAUAAACAGAAACGAGAAGAAGGUAGACCGGCGGAUAUGUCCAAUAAUUUAGAACAAAUUACUCCAAAAGAAUCAGAAGUAUCAGAACCGUUAAAGGCAGAAACAAUUGUAGAGACGGUUGUCGAAGUCGAUAUCCCAUGGGAUGCUGUUUUAAUAAAGGAAGAAUCGGAUCCGGAAAUGGAUUUACAAAUUUCGGAUACCAGAAGGAUAUAUCAUGUUGAUGUUGUUAAUGUCGGUGAAAACAAAAUUGAUGUUAAGCAAGAAAUUAAUGAAUUUGAUUCAACUGGACUAAGCGAGAACUGGCACCAAGACAGCUUUCCUUUCUCGCAUUUCAUCACCAUCACACCGAAUGUAGCUUUAAAUACCGAUGAUGAAAGUAACCGAACACAGAGGAAGAAGGAAAUAUGCAAAGUAUGUUAUGCUGACGUCACGCGAGUUGAUUUCAUAAAGCACUGGGACACGCAUCUGGACCUAAAUAAUUUAAAUAGGCGCCUCAAAUCACCAGAGGUGUUAUUACCGCAACUGCCCCACGGGUUUCAGACAUUGGACCACGAUGACACACCAGAUAUUAAGAAAGCUUUAACGGAACCAUUACCACACCGAGAACGGAACACUCCGAAUGUUUUGGUGGCGGAUGAUGCAUUCCCACUUUCCGAAAAUAUAAUAAAACCAUACUCGUGCGAUUUAAAUCGAGGAUCUCCGAAAAGAGUUUGUAAUUAUAGAAUAUCUAGAGCACGGAGAGUAGUUGAAAACAAAAUCGGCCAAGAAAUGCAUUAUUUUAUGUCUCAACUUGGAAGUGUCCCAUGGCAAUCUGCUUAUUUGUAA